AUGGAAGACCAAAGAGACGUCACUCCUGCACUGGACUCCUCCCUCCACACACCUGCCACACUGGACUCCUCCCUCCACACACCUGCCACACUGGACUCCUCCCUCCACACACCUGCCACACUGGACUCCUCCCUCACACACCUGCCACACUGGACUCCUCCCUCACACACCUGCCACACUGGACUCCUCCCUCACACUCCUGCCACACUGGACUCCUCCCUCCACACUCCUGCCACACUGGACUCCUCCCUCACACACCUGCCACACUGGACUCCUCCCUCACACUCCUGCCACACUGGACUCCUCCCUCCACACACCUGCCACACUGGACUCCUCCCUCACACACCUGCCACACUGGACUCCUCCCUCACACUCCUGCCACACUGGACUCCUCCCUCCACACUCCUGCCACACUGGACUCCUCCCUCCACACACCUGCCACACUGGACUCCUCCCUCACACACCUGCCACACUGGACUCCUCCCUCACACUCCUGCCACACUGGACUCCUCCCUCCACACUCCUGCCACACUGGACUCCUCCCUCCACACACCUGCCACACUGGACUCCUCCCUCCACACACCUGCCACACUGGACUCCUCCCUCACACUCCUGCACCUGAGCUCAACAGCAAUCAGCCUCAGCUGCUCAAGAACACACCUGAGCUUAUCACUUCAUGGCUGCAUUUAA
Molecule: messenger RNA, 690 nt
Organism: Knipowitschia caucasica
Lineage: Eukaryota; Metazoa; Chordata; Actinopteri; Gobiiformes; Gobiidae
Source: the annotation of a GenBank genome assembly